ACACACACACACACACACACACACACACAAGAGAGAGAGAGAGAGAGAGAGAGAGAGAGAUGAAGCAGGGAAAGGCAGUGGUGGUGGGAGGGAGCAUAGCAGGGAUGUCGUGCGCGCACACGCUAGCGGCAGCAGGGUGGGAAGUGGUGGUGCUGGAGAAAACCAUGUCUGCUCCAACUAGCUGCACCACCGGAGCUGGACUCGGACUCGAUAAGCUCUCCCACAAAAUCAUCCAACCAUGGCUUAAACAUCCCGAAACGCUCGACCUCAUGACAUUGCCAUUGACCGUCGAGUAUGAUCAAGCAACAGAUGUGGACAAGAACAUUAGUCGGACACUGGCAAGAGACCCGAGUUUCAAUUUCAAAGUAGUGCACUGGUCCGAUCUCCAUAGGCUUCUUUACGAGUCCUUACCGCCGGAGGUUGUUCUCUUGUGGGGCCACUUCUUCUUAUCCUUGUCGAUUUCCGAAGAUAAAAGUUCGGUCAAAGUGGUAGCUAAGCUCCUCCAAACCGACGAAACUGUCGAGAUAGUUGCCGAUCUUCUUGUCGCAGCUGAUGGUAGCCUCUCUCCUAUACGAAAACAUUUUCUCCCUGAUCACAAACUCAGAUAUUCGGGUUAUUGUGCAUGGAGAGGUGUAAUCGAUUAUUCAGACAACGAGAACUCAGAAACACUAAAGGCAAUCAAGAAGGCUUACCUUGAUCUCGGUAACUCUUGUUAUUUCGACUUAGGCUCAGAAGGGCAUGUUGUCUUUCAUGAGUUAAUCAACCGAAGGUUCAAUUGGGUUUGGUAUCUCAAUCAAGAAGAGCCUCGUUUCGAGGGAAAUUCACUCACAACAAAAGUUAGCCAAGACAUGAUUGAGAAUAUGUACGAAUUAGCAGAGAAAGUUUGGAUACCUGAACUGGUGAAAGUGAUGCGAGAAACGAAAGACCCGUUUCUGAACGCGAUAUACGAUAGCGAGCCAUUAGAGCAGAUUUAUUGGAACAAUGUGGUUCUGAUUGGAGAUGCAGCUCACCCUAUAACGCCUCACAGUGCAAGAGCCACCAACAUGUCGGUACUCGAUGCUGCAGUGUUGGGCAAAUGCCUAGAGAAGUGGGGCCCGCAGAAUCUUGGCUCGGCCCUCGAAGAGUAUCAGUCUAUCAGGCUGCCGGUUGCUAAAGAGCAAGUUCUUUACUCACGAAGAUCGGGCUGCAUAAAACAACGCUUACCUGUCUCUGGUCGGGAGAUAUUUGAUCCUAUGACAGCAAGUGAAGAAGAAAGCAAAGUGCUGCAGAUAAGGAAUACACCUUAUUUCAAUGUUAUGCCAUCCAUUUUGAUGUAAUAAGUGUGGGGCACCCUCUGGAUGUGUAUUCCCAGCACGAGUUUUCUUAUCUGUGUGUUUCAACUAUCAAUAAAUAUGUGUCAAAUAAUUGAGUCCAUGUAAAAUUUCUCAGAAUUUGAGAGUAAGCGAAAACCAAAUUCGACACUGCCUAAUUCAGAGACAAAAAAA
Molecule: messenger RNA, 1484 nt
Organism: Erythranthe guttata (spotted monkey flower)
Lineage: Eukaryota; Viridiplantae; Streptophyta; Magnoliopsida; Lamiales; Phrymaceae
Source: RefSeq, a predicted model, not a curated record